AUGUCUUCCGUUAGUUCAUAUUCGGGCUCGAGCUGCGACUCUGAUGCCGAGUCGGUUUCUUCUUCACUUAUCUAUACCGAUGAAGAAUCAUUCAGUACCUUUCAAAUCCGUGUCCUCGACUUUGCUCUUCACGAGAUCUGGCCUGAUGCUACUGAGGAAGAGAUCAACGUGGAACGGAUGGCCGGAGGCGGAGAAAAUCGCAUAAUCGGUAUAUCCCGACAGCCGACUGAACAACCUGACACUCAUAUCCGCUACAUCAUACGCAUGCCUCGGUUUGAUAAUAUGUACUUGAGUAGUCAAGUUGCUACUCUACAAUUUCUCCACCAACAUAGCAAGAUUCCUGCUCCGGAUGUCAUCAAAUUCGACGACACAGAGGACAAUGAGCUCAAUACUAGAUACACCAUUCAAACUCGCAUUCCUGGGCAAGCUUUGCUAUAUUCAUAUCCCACCCUUUCUCACGAAGAGCGAUGCAGACUCGCACGGGAACUCGGUCGUGUCUAUUCCGAAUUACUAUCCAUCCGCAGUGCCACGUCCGGUGUUUUAGUGCUACCUAUAGAUGGAACAGGACCGCUUGAGAUUCUACCGUGGAAACGUCCUGAGGUUCCAUGCGCCAGAGAGUAUAGCAAUUUACCCGUGGCCGAAGAUAUCAAAAAGGUCCUACAAGACAUUUUCACAGCCCAGAAAGACUACGACUUAAGGAUGUGGCCUAAAGAUACUUCCGGGCCCUUACUCAUGGAUCAAUUCUGCAAAAUGGCUGCGGAAUUAGAAGCAGAUGGAUGGUUUACGAAUUGCUACACGUCGUUAGCACAUCUAGAUCUAGAGCCGCGCAAUGUGCUAGUCAAUCCUACGUCAGACACGAGCUCUCCCAUCAUUUCUGCUAUCCUUGAUUGGGACAGUGCCGUCUUUGGUCCCCAAUUUAUGUGCUGCAAACCGCCUCUUUGGUUAUGGGCGUGGAAAGAAGACGAAGAAGAAGACGAACGUACGGCUAAUGAUGAGCCAUCAACACCGGAAGGACGCCAGCUAAAGCAGCUCUUUGAGGAGGCAGCCGGUCCAGACUACAUUCGGUUCGCGUAUGAACCUGCUUAUAGACUUGCGAGACGGCUUGUUCAAUUCGCUAUUGGAGGUGUAGGUUCAAAUAUGGCCUUCAAGGAAGCCGAGGAGAUGCUUAAAGAAUGGACGAAGAUACAUCAUGAGGAGCCGAAAGUAUCCUCCCCUACCAAGCAAAUCGGUGAUUGCCAAAUAGGAGAUGAAAGUUCUUCGGGGGAAGAAAUUGAAAUAGGUAAAGAUAUUUCCACUGAACAAACUAGCAAUGGCAUAGCUAAUCAAGAUGAAGAUGCUGCUUCUAAAGAAGAAGAGUGUACUUCUGCACAGGAGGGUGAUGAUGCUACGAAUUUGUAUGAGGACGCUACUUCUGAGAAAGUGGAGGAGAGUACUGUCGAACAAGAAGAGAACAUUGAUAUUAAGAAGGAUGAGAGAAUUGAACCUAGUCUAAAGGAAGGCGUAUGUGUCAUACUAUAG
This is a messenger RNA of Daldinia childiae, 1518 nucleotides long. RefSeq lists its product as uncharacterized. The coding region runs from base 1 to 1518 and encodes 505 amino acids. The record is from RefSeq and is a predicted model, not a curated record. The transcript has a single exon. NCBI's taxonomy places the organism in Eukaryota, Fungi, Ascomycota, Sordariomycetes, Xylariales, Hypoxylaceae.